CGGGGGGCGAGAAGCGGAAGCGGGUCAACCUGAGCGUGAAGCAGAAGCUGGAGCUGAUCGAGAAGCUGGAGUCGGGCUCGUCCGUGGCGCGCGUGUGCGAGGAGUACGGCGUGAAGAAGCAGACCGUGUCCGACAUCCGCAAAGCGAAGGAGAAGCUCAAGAAGUUCGUCCUCAUGUGCGACGUCGACUCGACCAGCAACACGGCGGAGAUCGGGGCGAGGAAGCACAUGAAGAUGUCCCAGGAAGCCUCCCUCGAGGAGGCGGUGCUGAAGUGGUACGUGGAGCAGCGCUCGGGCGGCGCCAAGGUCCGCCGGGUGGACCUGAAGGCGGCCGCCAACGCCAUCGCCGCCGACAUGAAGCUGAGCUUCAAGGCCAGCGACGGCUGGAUCUGGCGCUUCUACAAGCGGCACGGCAUCGACAACAAGCGCGCCUGCGGGGAGGCCGCGGAGGAGGUGGCGCCGCUGGGCAGCAGCUUCUACAAGCGCUACAUCAUGUCGCAGAUCAGAUCCAAGAGCAAAGAGGCUGCCGAGAAAGCAAUGAGAGAGAAAAAAGGUGCAGAUCCACCAUGGAAAGGAGGACCAGAAAAUCCCACCAGUCCAGGUCAGCCUCAGUAUAUUACAGGACCAAAAUUAGAGGAAACAAAUCUAGGAAAACUCUCCUGCGGGAUUCAGCUUCAAUCUGUUUCUGAGCAACCCGGAUGGGGAGCGUCACAAAAAAGUAAAGAGGAGCCAUUUGUUGGGAUGGAGGAGCGCUGGGAAGCCCAGUGGCAGCAGUUCCUCAAGACAUUGCAACCUGUCCACAAAGGAGGGGCCAACUCAAGUUUCUCAGAGGCUUCUCCCUGGGAAGACACCAAGGCCUUUCUGGCCUCCUUUGAGCAGGUGGCCAAAGCCUGCCAGUGGCCCAGAGAGCAGUGGGUGGCCCAUCUUCUGCCAGCUCUGAGUGGAGAAGCAGAAGGGGCCUUCCGGAGUCUGGAAGCCAGAGAUCGGGAGGACUAUGGGAAGGUGAAGGCCGCCAUCUUGCGAGGGGAAGCCCUGAAAAUGGAGAUGCAGCGCCAACAUUUUAGGCAGUUCUGCUGCCAGGAGCUGGGAGACCCUCGAAAGAUCCACAGCCAACUCCAGGAGCUUUGUCUCCAGUGGCUGAAGCCCGAGAGACACACCAAGGAGCAGAUCCUGGAGCUGCUGAUCCUGGAGCAGUUCCUGGCCAGCCUCCCACCGGAGCUCCAGAGCUGGAUCCGAGCAGGAGGGCCUGACACGUGUUCCCAGGCGGUGGCCCUGGCGGAGGACUUCCUAAGGAGCCAGCAGGAUGUCAAAUCAGAGUCAUAUGAGGGGACAGGACUGAUCCAGGAGGUGGCUGUGAGUUUUCUCACCUCUGAGCAGACACCAUUAAUUCCCGGAGAGAGGCCGUUCGAUUGCAGGAUCAAACAAGAAGAGGACGAUGGUGGCAGUUCAGAAGGGCCUCAUGGCAGCUUGGAUCCUACUUCUUCUUCCAAUUUUAUACCUGCAACCACAACCCUACAAGCCGCUGAUGAGUGGAUCACUGAGAUGAAAGAGGGGGAUUCCCAGGGGGAUGACACUGAGCCCGUGAAGCUCCAGGGGACCCCCUGGGACAGUCUCCCCAAACCCCAGGAGGACAGUGACACUUUGGGGAGCCCCGAUGCUGGCUUGAAGCAGAAGGGAGAAGAUGGCCAAGAUCAGCCCAUGGUUGAAAUCUUUCCUCUGGCAGGAGAGGAGAGAAAUCUAAGUCCACCAGUGGUCAAGAAACGGUAUAGGAUCCGGGGGAAGAAGACGUGCUCCGUAUGCAGCAAGACCUUCAGCCGGAGCACGGUGCUUGCCGCGCAUCAGAGGACCCACACGGGCGAGAAGCCGUUCAAGUGCCAGAACUGCGGGAAGUGCUUCAGCUUCAAAUCUGCCUUGGUGGUGCACGAGAGGACCCACACAGGGGAGAGGCCCUAUUCGUGCGAUCGGUGCGGGAAGAGCUUCACUGUCAGCUGGGUCCUUACCAGGCACUACCGAGUCCAUACCAAAAAAGAGCAGUUUGGCUGCUUGGAGUGCGGGAAGAGCUUCACCCAAAAGUCUCAGCUGCUCGGCCACCAGAAAGUCCACAUCAGGGAGAAGCCCUUCCGAUGGACCCAGCCCCAGGAAAGCUUUGGUUGCGGCUUGAGUGUCAAGAGACAGGAGGGCUCCUGCUCAGGGGAGAUGAAGCCAUUCAAAUGCCCUGAUUGUGAUAAGUCCUUCAACACGUCCUCCCAGUUGGACAGGCACCACCGGGUCCACACGGGGGAGAGGCCCUUCACUUGCUCCGAGUGCGGGAAGAGCUUCAGGCAGUGGCAGAUUCUGAUGGUGCACAAGAGGAUCCACACGGGCGAGAAGCCCUUCAAAUGUGCCAUCUGCGGGAAAUGCUUUUCUAACCAGGCCAGCCACAUCCGGCAUCGGAAAGUCCACACGGGGGAGAGGCCACACCUCUGCGUCAUCUGCGGGAAAAGGUUCCCCUACCGUGCGGUUCUGGUGAAGCAUCAGAAAAUCCAUGCCCGGGAAGCCCUGAAUAGUCGCAGGUUGGAGGAGGAGGAGGAGCAAGAUAAAGAAGCUUCAUAAAGGAAAAAUGGGCAGUGGGAUGCUCCAGUUUUGUGAGUGGGACCACAGGCAACCUUUUACCUGAGCCUUCCCUAGCCCGAUGGCCUCCAGAUGCGUUGGACCAGUGGCCAUUCCGGGUGGAGGUGGCAGGAAUUGUUUUUAAUAUCUGAAAAUACCAGGUUCAGGAAGGUUGACCUUGUGAAUCUGCCACGUGUGCCCAUGUAGGCCCUUGAGAAGCACUUGGUGGGUCUCCGUUCCUUGAUGUCUCUCUCAGCACUUGUGUAGGAGAAGCAGCCGUCACCUGGCUGGGACCUUCCUGACCACUCCUGAUGGAUGUGUCUGGGACCUUACGUCGGGUGGAUUCUUGGCCUGGUAAUGAGGGAUUGUUGAAUGUCUGUGAAGUUGAUAGUCUCAGGGGUAUAGGACCUUUAAGCUAUUCGCUGUAGCGAGUCAAUGAAGCAAUUAAUAGAGGAUAGGGAGUCCAUGUGAUGGCUGCAUUUGUAUGGCCUAACAACGUGGGUGUGCAUAAAAUGGGAAGCCUGCUUUGUUUUGAACUGAAACAAACAUGGUGUGUUUUGGAAAUGUGGCUGAACCAUUCUGGGUGGUCUGCAAGUUGGGAAAAAACUGACAGCUGGAACUGGGGUGGUUCAGGUUUUAACUGGCACAAAAUCCAGAGGUGUUUUAUGGGGCGAGUAGGGCAACACUGAGGCCCUGCUCAUCUGUCUUCCCACACCUAGCAUGUGUCCCAUUCUGCUCCCCCCCCCCGCCCAAUCAUCGCUGAUAGGGAAUGGAAGGUGCUGGGAAGAUGGGAGGUGAGUCUUACCAAAACUAAGGGCAUUGACAGUGGCAGCUAUUCACCCUGCCUCCCAUUUUUCCUUCUUUUCCCUGCCUCCCCUUAGUUGCCACCACCACAACCAACAUUCUUGGCUUUUCCCCACACUUCCUCUCAAACACUUCUGCCUAGAAUGUUCCUAUCUUGGUCUGGAAACAGGUCUCUUGAAACGAUGCAGGGAAUAUUCAUGCGCAGAACAUUUUGGGCAUCCCUAAUAGCGAAUCUUGGGCAAUCUCAAGGCUAAGAGCGGUGAGAUCUGUUUAGUACUUGGAUGGGACACCAUUAGGAAAUCCCAGGGCUGCAGGCUGUACUGGGAACUUUAAAAAAAACAAAACAUUCCAGAAGGCAGUAGUAGUAAAUCACGUGGAUAUUGGUGCCAAGCAAAAUAAAUGGACAUGUCUGUGAAAUCAACAAGAGUUGAGCUCAACUAUAUGUUUGUAUGGUCUAGUAGUAUAUACUAUAGGAAGGGGAGCAAAAAAAAAAUCAUUUUCUUCUCAGUUUCAUUGUGUUUUUAGGUCAUUUUGCUUUAGUGGGGUGGAAUCUUUCUCUUAGUUUCUUACUCUAAAGGCUGAUGUCAACUUGUUUCCUCAAAAUUACUGCAUUGAGAGGAUAAUGUAUAUCAUAGAAAGUAAUUAAAAGGA
This is a messenger RNA of Python bivittatus (Burmese python), 4043 nucleotides long. RefSeq lists its product as uncharacterized. Gene Ontology annotation, molecular function: DNA-binding transcription factor activity, RNA polymerase II-specific; RNA polymerase II cis-regulatory region sequence-specific DNA binding. Gene Ontology annotation, cellular component: transcription regulator complex; chromatin; PcG protein complex. The record is from RefSeq and is a predicted model, not a curated record. Gene Ontology annotation, biological process: regulation of transcription by RNA polymerase II. NCBI's taxonomy places the organism in Eukaryota, Metazoa, Chordata, Lepidosauria, Squamata, Pythonidae.